Messenger RNA from Phlebotomus papatasi, 3861 nucleotides. RefSeq lists its product as uncharacterized. Bases 1 to 3861 code for a protein of 1286 amino acids. The record is from RefSeq and is a predicted model, not a curated record. Gene Ontology annotation, biological process: proteolysis. Gene Ontology annotation, molecular function: aspartic-type endopeptidase activity. The transcript has a single exon. NCBI's taxonomy places the organism in Eukaryota, Metazoa, Arthropoda, Insecta, Diptera, Psychodidae.
AUGGAAGUUGCCUCAAUCAUUGAGCAACAGAGGGAUCUGUGCGACAAGAUCGAGAAACUUGGGGUUAAUUUCAAAAAGGAAUCCCAAGCCCGACGCACUAAAGAAAACGUUGAGAAACGGCAAAAGAAGCUCGAAGAAUAUUGGAAAAUAUUUAAGGAAAAUCACGCGACACUUCAAGCAUCUCUUGCAAUCGACGAUCCGUAUUUCACUGAGAAAAUAUUUGAAGAAACCAAACGAUUGCACAACUCCAUCAGUGAAAUGCUGAGUAUCGAAAAUUUGCGUCUUCUAACUCAAGCUCAAGAAGACGAUGACGACGAAGAGGAAGAAGAAAAAGCAAAACAAAACGUGGGCAAAAACACUCUGACCAAGCAAAUUCCAGAACAGCCACAGCAACGUCAGUGGCAAAUGCCCAUUUUUUUUCCCACACAACAAAUUGUGCAAAACCCAACAAUACAAUCCAAUGCACUCAAUAAUGCAAAUAAUCAUCAAAGGGACACCUCCAAGCAAGGAACAAGCCCAAAACAACCACUGGACACCUCACAAGAAGGAACAAGCCAUUCAAACAUCGCAUCGCAAAGGUACCAAACAAAUUAUCAGCGCAAUCACGGUUCCAAUAAUCAGGAACACACUCAGUGGCAUCCUCCAAAUCCUCAGAAUCCACCGCAGGAUUUUACAGGGUUUCCUCACUUCCAGGGAUACCCAUACUUUCCAACUCCGUAUCCAUAUCAAGGAAUGGAUUACAGGGGAACAGCACCAAAAUUGCCACCAAUAUCCAUUGAGAAGUUCACCGGUGAUCUCAAGAAGUGGCAAAAUUGGAUCCAGCUAUUUGAAAGCGUCAUAGACAAAAAUCAACGCAUUUCCAACGUGGAAAAAUUACAAUAUUUAAACAAUUAUUUGGAAGGAGAGCCAAAAGAAUUAAUUUCAGAUCUCAAGCUACAAGAAGACAGCUACCAAGAAGCAUUGGAUAUUUUGAAGCAAAGAUAUGAUGACCAACGGCAAAUCAUUCUAGCCUACACAGCACUUGUGUUAGAUCAAAAGAAGGUGAAUUUUCGGUCAGCUCAAGAAAUCAUCGAUCUACACAACAAAACACUUCAAUGCUACAAAGGAUUGAAGACUAUGGGUGCACAAACUCUUGAGAUUUUACUCACAGCUCAUAUGCUCCAUAACAUGGAUAAUGAAUCUCUACGCAUUUUUGAACAAUCUUUGAUAAAUCCCAUGAGUAUGCCAUCAAUCAAUGAAGUGUUAACAUUCCUCAAAAAUCGGCACAGAAUAUUGCAAAAGUGCAAUAAUGAAAACAAACCAAAAAAGCAACAACAGAAUGGGGCACAGCCAAAAGACAAUAAGAAAAAUUUUCAUAUCAGCACUAAUAGUGCAUGUGAAAUUUGCAACGCCCCACACAAAAUUUUCAUGUGCAAAAAAUUUAAAGAUCUCACACCACAACAGAGAAAAGAUCAAGUUAAGCAGCACAAAUUAUGUUACAAUUGCUUAUCGUCUCACCAUAGAUAUGAGGAUUGUUCAAGCACAAAAACUUGCAAACAAUGCAAUGGGAAACAUAACACCCUUCUACAUUUCAAUAAGGCAAAAAAAGAGCAGGGAGAAUCACAACCAAGCACCUCAGCUCACCACUCUGAUGUUCAAGAAAACGAACCUGAGCAAGGGGAUAAUAAUAAUCACCAAAAAGAUGUUAUUUCCCUCUAUGUCAAACCGAAACAGAAAAUUCUCCCUACAGCUCUCAUAAAAAUUCGUGCCCACAAUGGACGAUGGGACAUUUUUCGAGCCUUGGUUGAUACAGGCUCAGCUGAAACAUUCAUUUCAGAAGAAGCAGUGCAAAAUCUUGCACUUCCAAGACAAAAAAUCAAUGCACCAAUUCAAGGCAUUGGCCAAGCCAGUGCAGGCAUCUCAAAAUAUUCAGUGGAAUUACAGAUCAAACCACGAUUCCCCUCAAAUAUCGCAUUACAUGAGAGAGCCUUAGUGCUGCCCAAACUCACGGGCAUGAUGCCAUCAAGAUCAAUUAGUGCAACAGCAACUAAACACAUCAACAACAAUAUGAUUCUAGCAGAUCCAACAUUUAACAUUCCUGGGCCAAUAGAUCUCAUCCUUGGAAUAAAUCUUUAUUCAAGAAUCAUAAAGGCAGAGAUUCACAAAUAUGACAAAGACGACAUCAUUGCACAGGAAACAAACAUUGGUUGGAUCAUAUUCGGAGAAGCUCCAGCGAGCACACCAUCAAGAAACAAUAUCAUCAGUCUCAUCUCAAUGCAAGAAAUUGAUGAUAACCUCCGACGUUUCUGGGAUAUGGAAACAAACAAGGAAGAAGAUAUCACGCCAAACGAAGAUUGCGAAAAACAAUUCAAACAACAUGUUCAUCGUGAUGAGUCAGGAAGAUUUACAGUUUCACUACCAUUCAGAAAAUCUCCCACAAUGCUAGGAAAUUCGAAGGACAGAGCAAUGUCCAGAUUCUUUAGCGUUGAAAGACGCAUGGAAAAAGAUGAAAUUCUGAACGAAGAAUAUCACAAAUUCAUGAAGGAAUACAUUGAGCUUGGCCAUAUGUCCGAAGCUAAUGACAACAAAGGCCAAUACUAUCUUCCACACCACGCUGUUUUUAAACCCUCCAGUACAACAACCAAAACAAGGGUUGUUUUCGAUGCCUCCUGCAAGACAUCAACAGGUGUUUCUUUAAAUGACGUGUUGCACACAGGCAGCAAAUUACAAUCAGACUUGACUCAUAUCGUCAUGAGAUGGAGAAAACACGAAUUUGUCAUAAUGGGAGAUAUCGAAAAAAUGUUUCGUCAGAUACUAGUGCGAGAAGAAGAUAGGAACUUUCAGCGAAUCCUCUGGAGAGAGGACAAGAACAUGCCUGUAAAAGAAUACACCCUCAACACAGUGACUUACGGAACAGGACCGGCAACCUAUCUCUCAGUACGAUGUCUACAAGAGCUCGCAAAUCAGGAAGAACUCAAUUUCCCCAAAGCUUCAAAAACACUACGAGAAGACUUCUACGUAGAUGAUCUGAUGACUGGUGCUAAAACUAUUAAUGAAGCUCGCCAAUUGCAAAAAGACCUGAUCAACCUUCUUGCGAAAGGAGGCUUCAACCUGAGAAAAUGGGUAUCAAACACAGAAGAACUCACGGCACAUCUCCAACCAGAUCAAAGAGCAAUUCCUGAAAACAUCCAAAUUGGUACUGACGAGCAUAUCAAAGCACUGGGAAUAGAAUGGAAUCAACGAACAGACGAAUUCACGUUCAGUCUCAAUCCACGUGACUACCAUGGAAUUACGAAAAGGCAACUCUUAUCAAGCAUUGCAUCAAUCUUCGACCCCAUCGGUUGGCUAGCACCGAUCACAGUUCGAGCAAAGAUCCUCAUGCAAGAACUCUGGAAUCAGGAGCUAAAUUGGGAUGACCCCACACCAUCAGACACACAAAAAGAAUGGUCAUCACUCAUGAUAGAGCUCCGACAGUUGGAUUCAGUGAGAAUACCCAGAUGGAUACACACUAACAACACUACACAACUGCAUGGAUUCUGUGACGCGUCACAAAAAGCAUACGCAGCAGUAGUCUACACAAGAUCAGUCGAUGAACAAGGACGCGCUCAUAUACAUCUUAUUGCAGCCAAAACAAAGGUGGCUCCACUCAAAAACAAGGUAACAUUACCAAGAUUGGAACUAAAUGCAGCAGUCUUGCUAGCAAACCUCCUGCACAAUACACUGGAAGCACUGCAAAUCAAUAAACCUGAAGUAUAUGCAUGGAGUGACUCAGAAAUCACGCUAGCAUGGAUCGCCAAACCACCAACCACCUGGGAAACCUACAUUGCGAACAGAGUAUCAAAGGUCCAAAUCUCAUACCGCAAGCAAAUUGGAAUCACGUAA